GCAUGCGCAAAUGUACACAAAAGCCUGUCAUCCACUUCAGUGACUUCUGGAAAGACUUUGGUAAGGACUAAUACUAAGGACUCUAUUGGAAAGCGACAUGGCAGACAGCGGCAAGGACUACAUAACCAACAGCUCUGAUCCUAAGAAUAUCCAGGAUUUAACUCAGUUUGUACAAAACCUUCUACAACAAAUGCAGGAUAAAUUCCAGGGAAUGUCAGACCAGAUCAUCAAUAGAAUCGAUGAAAUGGGCAACAGGAUCGAUGAUUUGGAGAAAAACAUCGCUGACCUGAUGACGCAGGCGGGUGUCGAGGACCGAGCGUAAUCCCAGCAUUCCAUCAUUACUUCCUGUGUGGUUUAGCGUGUGUGCCUUAGGGAUCAGUAUACAUUUUUGCACCUAUCAAGGAAACAUCUUGCCGUUUGGUUGAAAAAGAAAUCUCAUGAAUGCAAUAUGGGUCUAACUCUAAACUGUGACAUUAUACAUUGUCAUAAUUUGGCUUAGUGUGUUGGCAUAAUUUUUAGUACUGUAAAAGUUGCAAUGGAAAGGAUGUUUGUAUAAGUUUUAAUCAAAGAGAACAAAUUCAUCCUGUUUGUUAUUUUCUCUUACAAUUGUGAUAAGUGUAAUAUUAUUUAUUGACUGUAUUCUGUUUUUAUUGGUGUCAAUUAAUUUCACAAAUAAAUUAUAGUUUUAUACACAA
Molecule: messenger RNA, 695 nt
Organism: Magallana angulata
Lineage: Eukaryota; Metazoa; Mollusca; Bivalvia; Ostreida; Ostreidae
Product: heat shock factor-binding protein 1-like
Exons: 3
Coding region: 98-322 (74 amino acids)
Biological process (GO): cellular heat acclimation
Cellular component (GO): cytosol; nucleus
Molecular function (GO): transcription corepressor activity
Source: RefSeq, a predicted model, not a curated record